AUGGUUCUGCACGAUAAUAAAUGGGACAGAAAAGCCAAGCAGGCAUAUAAUCGCAAACAUGGCAUCGAAACGCCCAAACCGGCCAAGGAGAUCCUACCGAAAAACCACUGGAAGACCGAUGAUGAAGACCUGAACAAUGAUGUUUCUGUGCCUGAGCCAACUGUAGAGAGCACCACUCCGUCUGCAUUUACAGAUCAUUUGCAGGCGAUCGAGCUUCCGUCGCUUCCGGAUAUGCCUGAGCAGUCUGAGGAGGAAAAGGCGCUGAUUGCUCAGAGAAUAGCGGAGUUGAAGGCCACCGAACAUAAACAGUAUCGCUCACAUGUCACCGUAGUUGACAAUUUGGCGGAAUUCGAACGCAUAAACUCCAACGUAGAGCAUACUCGAAUGACCAGGGACAUGCGGCGGCGAUUUGGAAAGCCCAAACACGGAGAGCUAGAGGAAGACGAUGAUUUCGAGUCUUUUAUGGAGAAUCCAGCUCCUAUUCAGAGACAAACUGCCCCUACGACCGUUGGAAAGUUUGAGAUCGAUUUAGAAAAACAAUCUUUCAUAGACGGAUUGCUACGCUAG
Messenger RNA from Wickerhamiella sorbophila, 567 nucleotides. RefSeq lists its product as hypothetical. The record is from RefSeq and is a predicted model, not a curated record. The coding region runs from base 1 to 567 and encodes 188 amino acids. NCBI's taxonomy places the organism in Eukaryota, Fungi, Ascomycota, Dipodascomycetes, Dipodascales, Trichomonascaceae. The transcript has a single exon.